This is a messenger RNA of Lentinula edodes (shiitake mushroom), 6069 nucleotides long. Its product is annotated as chitin synthase. Gene Ontology annotation, molecular function: ATP binding; cytoskeletal motor activity; chitin synthase activity. NCBI's taxonomy places the organism in Eukaryota, Fungi, Basidiomycota, Agaricomycetes, Agaricales, Omphalotaceae. Gene Ontology annotation, cellular component: cell periphery; cell septum; myosin complex. The transcript has 12 exons. Bases 1 to 6069 code for a protein of 2022 amino acids. The record is from RefSeq and is a predicted model, not a curated record.
AUGGCCUCAAAUCACAAUGUGCAGGCCGUAGCCUCUGGCGACCUCAUUGACCUUGUUUCGUCUUCCGGCUCAGCGACCAUCUAUCCAACCGACGACGCUAUUCUGGCUGUUUUACAAGCCAGGUUUAGAGCUGAUUUACCGUAUACUCGCGCCGGAGCCACCAAUUUUGUCGCAAUUAAUCCAUAUAAAACUCUAGCGAGUGUUAAUAAUGCCAGUGCAAAGGAAUACGAGGAACGAUCGUAUAAAGACACUAGUUUACCAAUGGUUGACUCACCAAAGCUUCUACAGCCACAUAUUUACGACCUUGCUGCGAGGAUGUAUCUAGUGAUGAGGAGAAGGAAUGAGUCGCAGGCAUUGCUCGCGAGGGGUAUCACAGGCUCUGGAAAGACUUCAAAUCUUCGUCUUUUUACCAACCAGAUCCUCAGGCUGUCCAGUCAUUCGAGCAAAGAAGCCAAAAUCGCAGAGCAAGUCAAAGCACUUGGAAUCGUUCUCGAAUCAUUUGGUAACUCGAAAACGCUCAUGAACCCAAAUGCUUCACGACACAGUCGAUAUACUGAGCUGCAUUUCAACGAGCGAGGAAGAAUUGCUGGUGCCAAAGUCCUCACUUUCGGACUCGACAAGUCUAGACUCAAUCGCCUUACUCAGGAAGAACGGUCUUUUCACGUCUUCUAUCAAUUCAUUGCUGGAUGUACGUCCGCUGAACGAGAUGCACUCAAUAUUGAGGAUCCCUCGGACUAUGCCCUGUUAGCUUCUUCGGGUACCUACAGGCUUCCCGCGGGUCCGUCCAGCGAUGACUCGAUUGCCAUGGGUGACCUGCGAGCUGCUAUGCGAACGCUUGGAUUCAAACCAAAAGCUACCGCAGCCAUUUUUAGCCUCCUUAUAGCCAUUCUUCUUCUCGGCAACCUCGAAUUUGGUGAAGGUGAUUUUCACACCGUUUCCGCUCACGUUACCAAUGUCGAGGUGCUCGACCACGUAUCUCGUUUGCUCGGAGUCUCCUCCGAAGACCUCUCGCAGGCUCUGACGAACAAGACGAGCUAUGUGCGCAAGGAACUUUAUACCGCUUUGCUGAACGCGCAGCAGAGUGCUCUUCAACGAGACCAGCUUGUCCGGGAUCUCUAUGCCAUCAUGUUCGCAUUUGUUGUCGAAACAGCGAACCACAAGGUUGCUCCGUCAUCCAAAUCACCCCCUCCGCACAGCCAGAUUGUUUUGCUCGACCAACCCGGGUAUCAGUCUCGCGGUCCAACCGGAACAAGUUCCGUCGCUCUUUCGGGUAAUGCUCCUCUCAUAUCCGCUUACGGCCAAAACGGCUUUGACGAGUUUUGCAUCAAUUUUGCCGAUGAGAUGCUCCAGUCGUACUUCACGCGCCAAACGUUUGAGGACACCAUUGGGUAUAGUAAUCAUAUUGUCAGCGACGGCGUGUCGAUCCCAGCGAUAUCAACAAUGGAUAAUACGGCGUGUGUGGAGAUGCUUCGAGGGCAGUUGCCGGAUAAGGCGCAGCGGAAGCCUGGAGGGCUCUUGUCGCUGAUGAACAAGGCUUCGUCUGCUCACAAGCAGGGUAAGGGUAACAGUGAUCAUCGUAAUGAAGAUUUGUUGCAGGAAAUGCAAGCUAAAUUCGGCGUGCAUGCAUCCUUCGUCGCUACUUCUGGUAACGCAAACCGUAUGCAGUUUGGUGUCAACCACUAUGCUGGUGUGUGCAUGUAUGACGUUUCAGACUUUGUAGAAAAGGACACAGACUUGCUUGAUCCGGCUUUCGUCCCACUGUUGAGGAAUUCCAGUGAAAGCUUUGUCGCCAAAUUAUUCUCUGGCCCAAGUUUGGCAGUGGAGAAGCACUACAAGGACGAGUCAAUCGUUGUCCAAGCACAAGUCUCCUCCAGACCACUGCGUACCCUCACACCAUUCGUUUCCUCCAAUUUCACAGGAGAAGGCGAACGUACUUCAGAAGAUGCACAAGAACACCUCGAGCUCGACAGAGGUAAAUCUUACCCUGUUACCACUCAAAUCAACUUCACUCUUUCCGAGCUCUUUGCCAACAUCUCCAAAGCCCGUCUCUGGGCAUUGUCUUGCAUUCGUCCGAACGACUCCGGCUCACCAAAUUCUUUUGACAAACGCCGAGUCAAAGCUCAAAUUCGUAGUCUCCUCCUAUCUGAUUUGGCCUCCCGUCGCAGUGUCGAAUGCAUCGCCGACUUUGACCUGGCUCAAUUCUGUGACCGUUAUGUCCCGACUAUGCGUGGGUCUGAGAGUGAGCGAAUCACACAAUGUGCUCGAGCGAAUGGGUGGAUUGAGGGUGUAGAUUAUGUUGUUGGCCACCGCUCGAUAUGGCUUUCGUAUUCCGCUUGGAAAAUGGUAGAAGAUACUGUUCGGGCUGUAGAAAAAGACGCCAAGAGGGCUUUAGGGGACGCAGGCAUGGAAAUGGACGAUGACGAGGACGCCAGUGUCGCACCGGACGAUGGCACAGAAUACACGCAUGAAGGAGGAGGUUAUGGUUAUGGGGGUGUUGGAUCCCAAAUGGACGGUGGUGGACUCGGAGCGAGUAAUGAUGACUUGGUAUUGAGGAGGACAGGAACAAACGGAACUCAACAUCGUUCCCCUAAUCAAGGUCCAGCAUACAAUGCUCUACCGGCCCCGAAUUCCCCAGCUCAAAUGUCGACGCCGAACGCGUUCAGAGGCCAGGCGGAUGAUGGCGGCUGGGGAUCCGAAUGGGAUAAGAAGGAUGAGUCGUCAGUUACGGGGACAGGUACAGUCCCUGCUGGGUCAUCUGUCAAGGAAGGUGAUGGUCUUGUCGUCAAAGACGCUCCAGACUCUGUCGAAGAAGUUCCUUCAACAAGGAGCCGGAGAUUCUGGCUUGGAACUGUCUGGGCUUGUACUUGGUUCAUUCCCUCGUUUUUGCUGACGCAUGUUGGGCGGAUGAAACGACCUGAUGUUCGGCUUGCAUGGAGAGAAAAGGUCACCAUUUGUUUCCUCAUUUUGCUUCUCAACGGCAUCGUCAUUUUCUACAUUGUCAUUUUUGGCCGGUUACUUUGCCCCGACUAUGAUAAUGCAUGGUUGACGAACGAGGUCGCAGAACAUACUGCAGAUAAUGACUACUAUGUCGCUAUUCAAGGAAAAGUCUACGAUGUCUCAAACUUCGUUCAAGGCCAACACAGUGAUAUCGACGGAGAGGACUCCAACUCCGAUGAUGUCUUGGAAGCGCUUGCUGGACUGGAUUUGACAUAUUACUUCCCAGUUCCUCUUGUCCUCGGCUGCGGUAAUCUUGGUCCGACCUCAACGAUGAAGCUGUCGUUCAAGAACUUCACUGAAACUGAACCGACUGCGGAUCAUUCGUCAGGAGAGUUUGCUCAAUCUACGACGAGCCAGCUUCAUAAUUCGGAUUGGUAUACUGCGACGUUCCAACCCGUCAUCAAUCAGUAUCACAUUGGAACGCUAGUUCACAGUUGGGAUGAGAUACAGUCCUAUGCAUCAGAUGAAGACAUUGAAAAGAUCUGGGGUGUCUAUAACAACAAUCUCUAUGAUCUGACUGACUACUUCUACACUCAAGACCAAAAUGACAACAAUGACGCAUAUCUUUUCCUCGACUCUGGUAUCGAGACCGUUUUCAAGGAUCGUUCUGGCCAAGACAUCACCGAUUCGUUGAAUACCGCGCUCGGGAAGCUUAACGAGACCUAUCGUCAACAGAAUCUGGACUGUCUCAACAAUGUCUUCUACAUUGGCCAGACUGACUUCCGCACUACCGCCAGGUGCCAAGCGCCAAACAUUACGCUGAUCGUGGUAGCUGCUAUUCUGAUGUCUACAAUGGUUUUGAAAUUUCUUUCUGCUCUGCAGCUUGCUCCUAAACGUACCCCGGAGUUGCAAGACAAAUUUGUGCUCUGCCAAGUUCCUUGUUACACAGAAGGGGAAGACUCUCUUCGCCGCACUAUUGACUCCCUUGCUGCUCUCAACUACGACGACAAGCGCAAACUUAUCUUCAUCAUCUGCGAUGGAAACAUUACCGGAAGCGGGAACGACCGUACCACGCCCCGCAUCGUCCAGGAUAUUCUCGGUGUGGAUCCUAAGCUUGACCCUGAACCAUUGAUGUUCAAGUCGGUCGGAGAAGGCUCACGUGCGCUAAAUUAUGGCAAAGUGUACUCCGGGUUAUAUGAGUUCGAAGGACACGUCGUGCCGUACAUGGUUGUUGUGAAAGUUGGUAAACCCACGGAGCGUUCAAAACCUGGCAAUCGUGGCAAGCGUGACAGUCAAAUUUUGCUUAUGCAUUAUUUAAACCGUGUUCACUUUGACGCGCCUAUGAGUCCGCUAGAGCUGGAGCUGUAUCAUCAGAUGAGGAAUGUUAUUGGGAUCGAUCCUGCCUUCUACGAGUAUAUAUUCACCAUCGACGCCGACACAACUGUGACACCAGAAUCUCUCAACAGGCUUGUAGCUUCGGCCGCUAUCGACUCGAAUAUCAUUGGAAUAUGUGGCGAAACCAAGGUAGCGAACGAGGAUACUUCCUGGUGGACAAUGAUCCAGGUUUACGAGUAUUACAUAUCCCACCACUUGACCAAGGCCUUCGAAAGUCUCUUCGGCUCCGUCACCUGUCUUCCCGGUUGCUUCAGUCUUUACCGUAUUCGUACAGCAGACAAGGGUCGGCCUAUCAUCAUAUCGAACCGUGUCAUUGACGAGUACGCCGAACCCAACGUUGAUACCCUUCACAAGAAGAAUCUUUUCUCUUUGGGAGAAGAUCGUUAUUUGACGACACUGUUGAUGAAACACUUUCCUACGUUCAAGACCAAAUUCAACCCUGAUGCUGUAGCCCAUACGGUCGCUCCGGAGUCUACUCGUGUGCUAUUCUCUCAACGUCGUCGUUGGAUCAACUCCACGGUCCAUAACCUGUGUGAAUUGGUGAUGCUCCCUGAGCUCAUCGGAUUCUGCUGUUUUUCUAUGCGUAUAUUCGUUUUUGUUGAUCUUUUGAGUACCAUGAUCCUGCCUUCCACCGUCGUCUAUCUGGUAUACCUUGUUAUCGUAGUUUCUCUUGGAAAAUCCCCCUUCCCGUUGAUUGCCAUCAUCAUGAUUGCAGCUGGGUAUGGUCUUCAAAUUUUGAUCUUCAUCUUGAAGCGUGAAUUCAUGCUGAUCGGGUGGAUGGUCGUUUACCUUCUUUCGUAUCCAAUCUACAGCUUAUUCCUUCCGGUUUAUUCCUUCUGGUGCAUGGACGAAUUCGGUUGGGGUAACACUCGUUUGGUUAUCGGUGAAGGAAAAGACAAGAAGGUCAUUGUAAAUGACGAUGAUAAAUUUGACGAGUCGAUGAUUCCACUGAAGAAGUUUAGUGAAUACGAAGCUGAAGCAUGGGAAACUGGUUCGCGUCAUUCAGAUGAAACUGGAUAUAGUAAGCCGCACACACAUCCGCGUCCAACCGCAUCUCGGACUGGUUCUCCCUACAACUAUCAACAAGGCUCACAAGCUGGUGAUUACUAUCGUGACACGAACUUAACGAUGAAUAGUCGUUCGAAUCCCAAUCCAUUCACGGGGAGCCAGCAAUCUUUAAGCAACCUUUCACAUCAUGGUGGUCAGCAAUACGCUGCACCUCAACUCCCUUACAUGCCUUUUGGUGGUGGGCCAGGCUCUGCCGCCGGCUCUGAUUAUGGCGGACGGAUGCCUAUGGGACCAGUUAUGCCAAUGAGCUAUCAGAACACUGGCAGUAUGUAUGGGAUGCCGAUGGGGAUGGGGAUGAAUAUGAUGUCUCCUGCCGCUAUGGAUCCCCGAACCACUAUGAUGGCUGGUAUGAUGACUGGUGGUAGCUUUGGUGGCUCUCAGUCUGGUGCAUUCGCCCCACCUACCAUGCCUGCCAGUCAAGAGCAGCGACCAUUGUCCACAUUUUCGAUGGCGACCACUGUCAACCCAUUUGCCGGUCCCAGCCAGAACCCCAAUCCUAGUGAUGACGAACUUUUCGCCGCAUUGCGCAGCUAUCUCGGUACUCAAGACCUAAUGACUGUUACCAAGAAAACCGCUCGAGAAGCCAUGAAUGCUAAAUUCCCGAGAGCGGACCUACUGUCGCGCAAAGACUUCCUCAACAAGUCCAUUGACACUAUCCUUGCAGAAUAG